AGUCAAGGCUAGUCAAAGUGGAUUCCAGCUCUUACUCCUACUUAUCAGGAUUCUUUUUCCCAAGAAAAUAAAGAGAGAGAGAGAAGCAACCAGACAAAGGGAAAAUGUCUAGCUCAACGUCCCUCGUCUUCUCCAUUGUUCUCAUCUCCGCCGUUGCAACCCUCACUCCUGUUUUUGCUACCGAUCACAUUGUUGGAGCCAAUAAGGGUUGGAAUCCCAGUAUCAACUACACCCUCUGGGCCAACAAUCACACUUUCUAUGUUGGUGACCUUAUCUCAUUUAGGUACCAAAAGAAUCAGUACAAUGUGUUUGAGGUGAACCAAACUGGGUAUGACAACUGCACAACUGAGGGUGCUGUGGGGAAUUGGAGCAGUGGCAAAGAUUUCAUACCUCUCAACAAGGCCAAGAGGUACUACUUCAUCUGUGGAAAUGGCCAGUGCUUCAAUGGGAUGAAGGUCACUGUCCAAGUCCAUCCUCUGCCAUCACCUCCCGCGGCCGCCACAGCCCAUGAGCUUUCCUCGCAAAAUUCCACCGCUGCAGCAGUUCCACGACCUGGAUUUCAGGCCUUGGCGGUGUCUUUGGCAUUGAUCUUGUUUGGAUCGACGGGAAUUUAACGUUGAUGAUCAUGUGUUGAAGCUGCAGUAGAUCAGGAAAGUGUAUAAUUUAUUCUCUCAAUUAUUAAUGCAUUUUAUUCAGUUUGUUCUUUUGGAGUCUUUCAUUGAUAUGUACUGAGCUCUUUGAGGCUGUGAUCCUUUUUAAGUGAACCUUUUUUUCUCUGGGAAGAUUUCCCAUUA
Molecule: messenger RNA, 794 nt
Organism: Morus notabilis
Lineage: Eukaryota; Viridiplantae; Streptophyta; Magnoliopsida; Rosales; Moraceae
Product: lamin-like protein
Exons: 2
Coding region: 105-614 (169 amino acids)
Cellular component (GO): plasma membrane
Molecular function (GO): electron transfer activity
Source: RefSeq, a predicted model, not a curated record